AUGACUCACCUGCUUGAAAAGUUGUUCAUUUUUCUCCUACUUAGUGCACUGCUUGGAUUCUUUUUUCCUAUUCAAUGGCAUGUAGAAAUGACAGUUCACAAAGAAGAUUGGUUGAAAAUACAAAAUGAUCGUAAAACCAGAUUGGAUUCCAUCUGCCACAGCAAGAAUUUAAGAAAUUUAAAAAGAAAGCUGAAUGUACGCGUGGCUAGACAACUCUAUGUGGAUGAGAACUACAAAUUUAUCUAUUGUGAGGUGCCAAAAGUGGGCUGUUCUAAUUGGAAAAAAAUUGUUUUGCUACUCACACUCAACCUGAGCAGGGAGGUCUUUGAAGUAAACUCGGAGGAGGUCCAUAAAACAAACCUUCUAAAGCGGUUGAGUUCUUAUCCACCUGAACAACAAGAAGAACUUUUGAACUCCUUUACAAAAGUGAUGUUUACCAGACAUCCUCUAGAAAGAUUGGUCUCCGCUUACAGAGACAAAUUCUUGCAUAAUGAAACUUACUAUAGUAGCAAAGUGGCAAAUGAGGUUAAAGCCUUGUUUAGAAAGGACAAAAAUUUUACAGGGGUUGUGACUUUUCAAGAGUUUGUAAACUAUGUUGUGAGAAGGAAUCCUGAGCAUUUGGAUAUACAUUGGAAACCAAUGUUCCACUUGUGUGAUCCCUGCAAUAUUCAGUAUGACAUUCUGGGAAAGUAUGAGACGCUGGAGGAGGAUGCCACUCACACUCUCAGCAGAAUCGGAGCUCCAGAGAUUGUCCGUUACCCAGACAGUAAAUUUUAUACACAAAGAACAAACAAGAACCUCAGUACCCAAUAUUUAAGAAAACUGGACAGGAACCAAAUAGAGAAACUCAUGAAACUUUAUCAGAUAGAUUUCUCUUUAUUUAAUUACACUUUCACUGUUGAAAUGGAAAUGUCAUUUUCAGGCUAA
Messenger RNA from Thamnophis elegans (Western terrestrial garter snake), 927 nucleotides. RefSeq names its product carbohydrate sulfotransferase 14-like. Gene Ontology annotation, cellular component: membrane. Gene Ontology annotation, molecular function: sulfotransferase activity. The record is from RefSeq and is a predicted model, not a curated record. Gene Ontology annotation, biological process: proteoglycan biosynthetic process; carbohydrate biosynthetic process. NCBI's taxonomy places the organism in Eukaryota, Metazoa, Chordata, Lepidosauria, Squamata, Natricidae.